This is a messenger RNA of Myripristis murdjan (pinecone soldierfish), 5371 nucleotides long. RefSeq names its product transcription factor 19 (SC1), like (gene tcf19l). Bases 1099 to 2775 code for a protein of 558 amino acids. Gene Ontology annotation, biological process: regulation of gene expression. Gene Ontology annotation, molecular function: protein binding. NCBI's taxonomy places the organism in Eukaryota, Metazoa, Chordata, Actinopteri, Holocentriformes, Holocentridae. The record is from RefSeq and is a predicted model, not a curated record. Gene Ontology annotation, cellular component: nucleus. The transcript is spliced from 6 exons.
CAAAGGACUUCCUGGGAGGAAAGGAGGAGAAGAAGCGCACUGAGAGCAGGCAAACAACGGCGCAGAAAUAGGGCAGUAAAUAUCAAACUUGGCGAAAGUGGACGAGUGCAGCGGAAUUAUCGACGGCGUCUGGUCCAACUUUGGGGGAGUAAUUCACGCAGAGUCGGUGUGAGGCAGUGUUUUUGUUGUAAGUGGCAGCGAGCUUUGACUUUCAUUAUGUCCUACAAGGAACUUACGCUAGCUAGCUUCAUCCUGCUGCUUGCUGGCAUAAGAUGAAAAGCGCUAUUCCCUGCUGGCUUAAUCUCCCGCACGCUAAACGAUGCCUGCACUAUAGAUCAGACAAUCCACAGCUGUUACACCCUGUCAGAUUUCCCGACCUGUGAGACUGCUGAUGUCAAUUGAUGUCAAAAGCUAGGGGGUUUUUAAUCUCUCUCACACACACAGAUUCAGCUGACAAGUGUUAAACUUUAGAAUAUUAGCUGCCAUAAUUUGAGCGGUGUAACAAAAAAAAAAAAAGAAGAAAAGGUCACGGCUGUCAAACUUUAUGCCGUUUCAGUUGUCACCGCGCUCAGACGCUGCAAAUUAGCAGCGCAGUCACACAGUGGCUCUCCACAUUGCCACAGAAGCUGAAAUCAACUAGUUUAUGCUUCACAUUUCUGCGGUGGAUUUAGUGUCUUUGAGCCUGGGCUGAUAAUACAGUGUAAGAACUCAUUUGCACAGUCUGCCAACUCAUACAGUGCUCUAUAUCCUCUUUAUUUAUUCAUAAAUUCAGCAACAGGAUAUAGUAAGACGUCAGCUUUCCAUACUAAUAGAAACACCUGUUGCGUAUAGCCCAGGUGACUCCCUGGAUCCUUUAGACUCAGUGCAUCAAAUUCAGGCUUUUUUGUUUUGCAAUGCAAUAUUUAUAGGCCUAUGUUUAGCAGGCAGAGCACAAAUGCCUUCAGUUUGACUCGUAUCUACUAGAACAGCGUCUUAACCAACAAUGGAUCAUAACCUCCUGUAAGUCGUCACCUGUCUCAGGUAGGGUGAGGCCUCUGGGUGGGGUGGAGGAGGUGCAGCAGUGGCAGACAAUCUGAUCGGCCGGGCAGCCUGUCGGUCAUGCUGUCGGGGGUGCAGCCGUGCUUCCAGUUGCUCCGGAUCGGCUCGGCGGCGGGCGACUCGGCCCGGGACCUGUACACGUUCCGGCCGGCGCUGAGCCAGUCGGUGUUCCGCCUGGGCCGGGCGGCCGAGCUCUGCGACGUCACGCUGGACUCGGCCUCGGUGUCCAGGAUCCACGCCGAGCUGCACGCUGAGAGGGAGGGGGGCGCGGGGGGCGCCGCACCGCAGGAGGAGGGCUGGAGGGUCCACAUCAAAGACAGGAGCAGCCAUGGCACCUGGGUCAACGAGGUCCGCCUCCAGCCUGGUGUCCAAUGGGAGCUCUCCGAUGGCGACACGCUGAUCUUUGGCGGCCAGUCGGCGCCCGGGAGCCCGGAGUUCUACUUCCUGUUCCAGAAGGUCAAAGUUCGCCCGCUCGAAUUUGAUGCCAUCACAAUCCCAAAGGCGGGCACCUUCUCCUCUGACCUGCAGAAUCGGAUCAGGACCAGCCUGGACCGGAAAACGGCGCCCAACCUGGACCUGUCCAAGCUGUCAAUCAACCGGGCGACGGUCAUCCUCAACUCGAUCGGCAGCCUCAGCAAGAUGAGGGGCAGCGCCUGGACCUUCAAGAGGAGCGACAGCCACGGGGGCAACACCUCGGACCCCGGCUCGUCCUCCUCGCCUCCUCUGAUGGGCUUCUCCUCCCUGCUGCCUCCCUCCACGCCGCCGUCCUUCCCCUCUGCGGGUUCGAUGCCCUCGACCAAAUCUCUGCCGCAGUCGUCCCGGAGCAGGAGGAAGUCAGCUCACACCGUGCUGCUCGAGGACGACAGCUCCGAUGAGCCCCGGAGCCGAGCAGCCGUGGGAGUGGCGCUGGAGGACGGACAGAGAGCCAGGGCGAGGAAGAGGAGGCGGCUCUACAAGUCGGAAUCGGAGGGUUUCAGCUCACCUCCCGCUCUGCCGCUGCAGCUCAAGAGCCAGAGCGACGUCAGACGGCCGCUGGACGCCAAGCCCUUCCCCGUCGGCACCAGGACCAUCGGCAGCUUCCACGGAGCCAUGACCAACAGCAAACUGAACCAGCACCUCCACCAGGCGUCCUUCACCAGCCUCGCCGUUCACAAGCAGGAGCUGGAGACGCAGCACAUCCGGAUGACGACGCACGCCGGCAUCCCGGUGUUCCGCCAGCAGAAAACCGCCUUCUCUUCCUCUGCGCCGCGGGGGAGGCGGCGGGCUCACAGCUCGCCUGUGUACUCCCCUCUGGUGGUGGGAGGCGAGAGCUACAACCUAGCUUCGCCCUCGGUGAGAAUCUGUGCCGAAGAGAGAGGCCGGGCGCAGUUUAACAGAUUCCACCUUGCCACGAGCAAGCGGCGGGGGCGUCCCAGAAAGCACCCUCUGCCUCCCCGGCCCUCCCUGCCCUCUCCAUCCUCCUCAUCCUCCUCAUCUACCUCUUCAGCUUCCUCUUCCUCCAGCUCCUCCUCUUCCUCCUCCGAGGGCGAAGACGACGACGAUGAGGAGGAGGAGGAGGGCCUGUCGGGGGUGGUGGAGCCGUGUGCGGCCCCGCGGUGCCGCCUGCCCCAGCAGGACACGGUGCAGUGGAUCCAGUGCGACGUGUGUGACGCCUGGUACCACAUAGACUGCCUGCAUGUUGAUCGCAAGAAGCUCCUGAUGGACCCCAACGCCGACUUCCACUGCGGCUGCCGCUGACCGGGCAGGGCGAUGAAACUGAAUGAAAUGUUUCCGUUUAGUUACCACGUGUCUUAACCUCUCUGCAAGAUUUUAUUGCCAUACAUGGAAAUCACAGCGGCACGGACUCUCACUGUGGUGGCUUCUGAGAUGAUUUUUUUGUUGUCGUUGUUUCUUUGUUGUUCUUUUUAAAGCUUUACCUAGGGAAAGUUUCUUCUUCAGCCCUGCCCCUGCCUCAUGUUCACAGUUGCCCAGCACAACCAGUCUCGUCUUAAUGGUCACUGAGCAGCUUUGCCUGUGUGAAGUAGGAUUAAAUGCUUUGCUCCCUCCUCAACAAUCAUCAGUGAGGGAGGAGAAGAAAGAGUUUGAUCCACGUUCUACAUGCCGAUCUUCCCCAGCCACACUCAGGAUUCAUACCGGUAACUUCACAGUGAGGAAGCUCAACUGCGAUGAAAUGACUCAGGGCCGACUUCAUUAUGGCGACGGCCGGCUGCAGAAGUGUGUUUAGGACAGCAAAACCUGAUGAAAUGUUUCCGAGCAAACUCCCACUGCAGGUCCUGCUGACUAGGGGGUGAGCAGCGUUCAGGAAGAUUAAUGAAAUGUUUCGUGCUGGCUGGCCGUGGCCGGGAGUCUAUUCAGGCCGAUUAAACUUCCUGAAAGGUUUCAGUGCAGCCACCGUCACUAUUUCACCAGCCAACUUUACUUUCCAAGCAAAACAGGACCUCCUAAGAACAGCUGGUCAGCUGUCAGAAUGGUUAGAUGAGGAAAACCCGGCACAGACCUGGUGUGUUCCUGCCGCAGAGAUUGUAAAACUUGAUGAAGUAUUUCAGUGCAUCUCUCCUGCAUGGCUGUCGCUUGCUCCGGGUUGGCUGUGAUGUUCAAGACAAUUAAACACCAGGGAAAUGUGUCAGCAGACUUCCAUUGUUGCUGCUGAUGAGGGGUGCAUUCGGGACACUAAUCAAAUAUUUCAAGGCACCUCCACAGCAGCAGCUGCUGGCUUUUGUGUACAGUGGGACAGUGUUCGUUAUAAAAUCUUUCAGUGCUGGCUGGCACUGUGGCUGCUGCUGGCUUGGGGGAGCUCAUUACUUACCGAAUGUCAUGAAAUAUCAUCUGUUGAUAAAACUGCAUAAAGAGAUUCCUGUCUCUAAGAGCUAGUUGAGAAAAUUGCAUUACCCCCUCCGACUAGUGGGAUGAGUUAAUGUCAUUUUUCUCUGGAUAUCUGGAAUGAUUUUGAGGUUCAGGCCUUCCCUUCAGCUCCAUCUCCCCAUCAUACAUCUCUUCACACUACUGAGCAAUGCUCUUAAGAGUCAACAGGGGUGUUUCUGUCCUGGGCCAGUUUGGCAGUGAAGAACAACCCAGUGUGUUCCAGCCGCUCUUAAUACAAAGUAGGUAUACACACAUCCUCUUAGGUGCUGCCUGAAUGGAAUACAAUAGACAGUGUUGAGCCCGCAGUGCAACACCAAAGCACCUUUUAUUUAAUCUCAAACUUCAGCUCGGGCUGGCUCACCAGGACAAAAACACUGUCUUUUUGUCUUACUAAAAAGGUGUUUUUCAGUGUUGGCAGUUGAUGUGCUUUCUCUUGUUCUGAACUGCUCGUAUAAUUUCCAUAAUAGUUUUCAGAGCAGUUGUGAUAAACGGUCGUGUUAAAAUACAAUUUGCCUGGGCGGGUGUCGGCAGCAGUCAGGCCUGUUUGACCGUGUAGAAAGACAUCCUCCAAUUUCGCCUUGAUCAUAUCACUUUGACAGGCCUGCAAUUUUUGCCUAAAGUGAAAUGAGAGUGGAGAGAAAAAUGUAUGGAAACUUGAUUCUUGUACAGUGCGAUAAGGAAAAAAAUAUAUAAAAAUAUAUUUUUUUAACAUGCUUACAGAUGACAUUGUGGACUGUCUUCCUGCUGGAGGAACGCUCAAACUGCAGAUCGCCUUUCUGCACAGCCAAAUCUGAAUAUCUCGUUCUAAGGCGGCUUGGAGAAAAGAUUAGAAAUAAUGCAGCGACGCUGUGGCUGUGCUCACCAUGCAGAUCACUGGUUAGGCUACAACGAAACGCCUCAGCUGUCAGCACAGCUCACUAAUGUUGAUUCCAGAGUUGAAAAACAAAUAUGAAAUCCGUGACGACUGGGUUAGGAUCAAUCAUUUUCAGUUAAGUGAUUAAGUUCAUCCAUUUAAAACAAUGGUCAUUAAAGUUCAUACACCUUCUCUGUAUUCAGAUUAACCGAUGUUCUGUUACUAUCUAACCAAUACUAGUUUCACAACACUUUGAAAUAAUUGCAAUUGAAAUUGUAUUGACCUCUGCCCUGUUGGAUAAAGGUAACACACUGUUCUUCAUUAUGGGGUUGUGAUGAUAACUUUAUGCAUGUCACUAUAAACAGAUGAUCAGCAGAUGAGUUUUUUUUUUUUUUUUUUUUUUUAAAUGCAGUGAGGUUACAUCCCCUACGCUGCAGUAACAGAGUACCUCUGUAAUGCCGCUCUUCCACCGCAUGCUACCAGCUCAACUCUACUCAGUUCUGUUUGCUUUACUUUUCUAGAUUCGGUUUUCCACUGUUUUCCACUCAUGGUGAACAAGAGUGGUUUAUUAAAAAAACAAAAAAAACAAAAACAAAACAGCUCAAUAUGGCUGCUUCA